AUGGAAUCCAAGCCAAGGCCGCGAAACAAGCGUACUAAGAAAACCGUGACAAAGAAGGUGAAGAAGGAACGCAAAUCUAAGGGUCCAUUCAGCAUGUGGCACCUACUACGCAGUAGUCUCCUCUAUCAGACAAAGGAAUUCUUCAAGAACUCAACCCUACAUGGGGUGCGCUAUAUCGCAGAAGAGGGUCGCCCAUUUAUGGAGAAGUUUAUGUGGUUCUGCUUUGUGGUGACGGGCGCCGUUGCCGCCAUCAUUAUCAUCUUCAGUUUGUGGGAAAAGUUUCAAACUAAUCCCACUAUUACGGGGUUGGAUACGGACUUCCACAAUCAGGAGGUGAUCUUCCCGACCGUUAUGGUUUGUCCGACCGAACCGUACGAUGAGAAGAGUGUUCAGGAGUUGGCUUUUAUAACGCUCGCGAACUACGAAGACAAUUCGGAACAGUAUGAACCAUUGCUGCGGCUCCUAACUCAGCUAACGUAUGAGAGAAUCGCGGAAGUUGUUGCGCAGAACGAAAAUUUGACGGACAACAAACAACUGGCCAGUAAGGACCUGCGCAAACUGGCCUUCAAGUCGGCCGUCCAAUGUAAUGCGACAUUCGGUUACUGUCGGUACAAGGAUGAACCGAUAGACUGCUGUUUCUACUUCAAAUCCGUCUAUUCGGAGUGGGGUUUUUGUUACUCCUUCAAUUCGCGCUUUGUUUCGCAAUCUUUUAUCGAGGAACGCAACUCGGAGGUCAACUAUCUCUACGAAACGGAUAAAAAGUGGGGCCUCACGUUUGCCCCUCUACGGCAGUCGCUUGUGUUCGUCCAUUCACAUAAUGAAAUCUCCGGCCGUGAUUUUCGGCCGCAGGUUCAGUGGGACCAGAACUUCGCUAUUGAUUUUCUCAUCUCGAUGAAGCAAACCUACACCACGGAGGAUGCCCGGCAGCUGUCGAUUGGCCAGCGGAAGUGCAUUUUUCCGGAUGAGGUUCGGCUGCAUUACUACCAAGACGAGUACACCUUUUCCGGUUGUAUGAAGGAGUGCCGCAUCCGGAAGUUUCUCAAGUUUUGUCGCUGCAUUCCGCCGUUUUUUGCCCCUCCGGUGUCACUGCCCUUCUGUGAGAUCGCUCAGUUCCAGUGCAUGGCGCGGUACAUCGAAAACAUUUCGUCCAUUGCCGAGUGUCACCAUUGUGAGCUUGGUUGCCACAAUACGGUUUACGAUAUUGAGAAGUACUCCAAGGUGAUGAACAGCGACGUCAACAAGGAACCCGUCGUAACCAUCGAAUAUCUCACAUGGCCCAUAAUCCGCUACAAGCGGGAGGUUCUUUUCGGAUGGGUCGAUCUGCUGGUCUCCUUCGGAGGCAUCGCAGGGCUUUUUCUCGGUUUCAGUCUUCUCUCCGGAGUGGAAAUAAUCUAUUACUUCACCAUGCGGGCGUGUUGUAUGGUGUAUAAAAACCGGGACGAAUUGAUCGCUAUCGAACAGGAAAAACUGAAACGCCCCAUGCCUCGAUAUGACCUGCGGCUCAAACCGGACUUCCGGACAGCUGUGGUCCCAGUGACACCUCCUCCCGAGCAGGGCAUGGAGCCGAUUAAACGAACCAAACAUGUAUCAACGAUUGGCCUAAUUGGGCAAGAAUUCCAAACCGCGAGAGCCCCCGACGGAAAUGGUUUGCUGCUUCCCGGUGCCAUCAGUUCCCGUCAUUUACAGCGGUUCGAACGAAUGCGUACCCAAAUACGGGCGGACAUUUUUCGACCUGUUCAGGUGGCUCCGUACAGCGAACGCAUCAUGCCUCUCGACAGGAACUGGGUCCGCACCAAAGAAGGACUGUUCUACAAUGGAUAUCUGCCGUAGGGCGGGAAUGAUGUUCUGAACUCCACAGGGUUCGUAGAGAGUCUCAGCGAUAUAAAAAUGCUUUUUUGUUUGAGACUCGAAAUCGAUGGAAAACUUUUCUAUGGUUUCUUUGAGCCGGUUACUUUCUGGAGAAUCAUUCACACAGCGCGACCGACAGUCCAAGGAAAGCAAUACUACUUCCAGUGUUCCUCAAAGCUCUGUUCUUGGACCUCUACCAACCGUCCUAAAGUACUGCUCGAUACAACUUUAUCCCGACAACGCACAUAUGAGUAGCUCGAGUGAAAACCUAGGGUGACAUUGCGCAUUUCGUUUCGAGUAACUCGAACAAAACUAAAUGAUCGCUGGCGAGCGUUAUGUUUCGUUUUUUGUAAUUUUUUCGACUUUGCGGGUUAGAUGAGCCGAAGGACAAAUGACAAUGACAGCUUCUUUUAAGCUUAGAGCAAAACUGGCAGUAUGUGACGUGCUCGAAAAUAGCGAAAAUCGUUGAAUCGAGCUGCACAAUGCCACCCCUGGCCGAAAUUAUUUUCGCUGCUAUUAAGCAAUAUUUUGGGUAAUAUUCGAGUGAGAAGCGGAAAGAAAUAAAAUUUCAUUUAAUCAUUGUUGAGCUGAAACUCUGUUACUGUUACUAGAAUUGAACAUAGAGAACUCAUAUACUGCAAAAUAUUGAUCAAUAGUCUUUUUUUGACGCCUGGCACUAGUUGUUAGUAUUAAUGUUUCGAUUUCCAAAAAAAAGCUUGAAAAUUUGUCAAUGUUUACAACACUCUCAGCAUAUGUAGAUACUGUUUAUAGUUAAUCGAGUGAUGGCACUUCGUAAAGCAUUUAUU
This is a messenger RNA of Wyeomyia smithii (pitcher-plant mosquito), 2654 nucleotides long. RefSeq names its product sodium channel protein Nach-like. Gene Ontology annotation, biological process: sodium ion transmembrane transport. The record is from RefSeq and is a predicted model, not a curated record. Gene Ontology annotation, cellular component: membrane. Bases 1 to 1830 code for a protein of 609 amino acids. The transcript has 3 exons. Gene Ontology annotation, molecular function: ligand-gated sodium channel activity. NCBI's taxonomy places the organism in Eukaryota, Metazoa, Arthropoda, Insecta, Diptera, Culicidae.